Penicillium cosmopolitanum is the source of this 1278-nucleotide messenger RNA. RefSeq names its product TBC domain-containing protein. Gene Ontology annotation, cellular component: mitotic spindle pole body. Bases 1 to 1278 code for a protein of 425 amino acids. NCBI's taxonomy places the organism in Eukaryota, Fungi, Ascomycota, Eurotiomycetes, Eurotiales, Aspergillaceae. The transcript is spliced from 3 exons. Gene Ontology annotation, molecular function: GTPase activator activity. The record is from RefSeq and is a predicted model, not a curated record. Gene Ontology annotation, biological process: activation of GTPase activity; negative regulation of septation initiation signaling.
AUGGCCAAACCUCACCCAUCUUGGGGUCUCGCUGGCCCCGAGACUCCCGCAUCACCGCGGACGAUGCGAACACUCCGAAAGAUCCAAUCGCAUCAAGUCCUAACCACCUCCAACGCCCUUAUUGCCCAGACUCAAUCUCGCCCAUCGCCAGCUCGUACUCACGAUUCCAAUUCGACAGACUCACCAGGUGGUCCAACGCGGACCCUCACCCAUCGAAGGGCUCGCUCCAACAGCGAUGCGGCCGCCCGGGAAGCCGCACUGACAGCACCUAUUCCACACCACAGACGCCCUGCUAGAAAGACUGGCUCGGGGAUAGGAGUCAAGCGAUCACUUCUGGAGAAUCUGCUUCGCGAUGGACCGCAAAAUGGAAAGACGCAGGAAGGGCUGCAAGAGUUGAAGUAUCUGGUUCUCUCGACCAAGGUCGAUGCAGAUGGCGACGGCAUGUCCCCUUACCGGAUUUACCUGUGGCUUGUUCUCCUGAAUAUCCCACCCGUUCCCACGGACGACUACCUGACUCUCGUCCACCGAGGCGGCUCUCCUGCCUACACGAAGAUCCGCAACGACACCUUCCGAACACUCGCCACAGACCCCCUUUUCAAGCGCCGCGUGACAGAGGCAAGUCUAAUCCGACUACUUAACGCGGUCGCAUGGAAACUCCAUGAUUCAAAACCGAAAUCUCGGUCCCGACCUACUUCCUCCCGACGACGAGAAAUGGAACUUUUAGUAAACACGCCCCCAAGCAUUGCCGAGGAACCCGGCUCCUCCGACUCCGCGAUCUAUGUCCAAGGAAUGAACGUUCUCUGCGCUCCAUUCUUAUACGCAGCUCGGAGCGAAGUCGAAGCAUUCGCCUUGUUCCACUAUUUCGUCACGCAAGAAUGUCCCGGAUAUAUCCGCGGCGCAUUGGAUGGCGUUCACAAAGGCCUGCGGCUAGUCGAUCGAUGUCUUGAGAUCGUCGAACCUAAACUUGCCGCGUAUCUCGCUUCGAAAUCUCUAACGGCGGAACUGUACGCUUUCGCGUCUGUUCUUACGCUUUCUGCUUGUACGCCGCCGUUGCCGGAGGUUCUGCACCUGUGGGACUUCCUAUUUGCGUACGGUCCCCACCUCAAUAUUCUCUGUAUUGUUGCUCAGUUGGUCCGAAUACGGGACACGAUCUUUCAAAGUGACAGCCCCGGGAGAGUUCUUCGAUCCUUCCCUCCGCUUGAAGCUAAGGGCAUCAUAGCGAUGGCAGUUUCAUUUAUCCCGGAAAAUCCCGGCCGAUCUCUACGAAGAGAUGAUUAA